Lucilia sericata (common green bottle fly) is the source of this 1533-nucleotide messenger RNA. RefSeq names its product AP-3 complex subunit sigma-2 (gene or). Gene Ontology annotation, biological process: Golgi to vacuole transport; intracellular protein transport. Gene Ontology annotation, cellular component: membrane coat; intracellular membrane-bounded organelle; AP-3 adaptor complex. The transcript has 3 exons. The coding region runs from base 235 to 810 and encodes 191 amino acids. NCBI's taxonomy places the organism in Eukaryota, Metazoa, Arthropoda, Insecta, Diptera, Calliphoridae. The record is from RefSeq and is a predicted model, not a curated record.
UCAAACUACUCCUAUAAAAAAGAUUCAUCUUAACGCUGAUAUGUCAAACUCCUUACAAAUCAAAAUAUAAAUUUGUCCUUGCUGUCAUCUCAUUUGAUUAGCCCUGCUUCAAAUUUUGUUAUUUAUUUCUGAUUUGUAAAAGGAAAACACGAAGAAAAUUUAAAUGCUACUUAAAUAUUUAGCCAACAAAGCAUAGAUAACAAUAAAAAAAAACAAAAUAAAUAUAAUAUAAUAAUGAUUAAAGCUAUUCUAGUAUUUAAUAAUCAUGGCAAACCACGCCUUUCCAAGUUCUAUCAAUAUUUUAAUGAAGACAUGCAACAGCAGAUAAUUAAAGAAACAUUCCAAUUGGUAUCCAAGCGUGAUGAUAAUGUUUGCAAUUUUCUAGAGGGAGGCAGUUUAAUUGGUGGUUCGGAUUACAAACUUAUCUAUCGACAUUAUGCCACCUUGUAUUUCGUGUUUUGUGUGGAUUCCUCAGAAAGUGAAUUGGGUAUUUUGGAUUUGAUACAAGUUUUUGUGGAGACACUUGACAAGUGUUUUGAAAAUGUAUGUGAACUCGAUUUGAUCUUCCAUGCUGAUGCAGUGCAUCACAUACUGUCAGAACUGGUAAUGGGUGGCAUGGUUCUACAGACAAAUAUGGCUGAUAUUAUGGCACGUAUCGAAGAACAAAAUAAACUUGUCAAAGCGGAAGCGGGUAUUUCGGCUGCUCCAGCUAGAGCUGUGAGUGCGGUGAAAAGCAUGAACAUUCCACAACAGAUUAAAGAUAUUAAACUGCCCGAUUUGCCACAAGCCAUUAAAGACUUAAAGUUCUGACCAGGGCAAAGCUCGAAUUCAGCCAUUGUAGAUAAUUUUGUGUUACAACGUCUCACUUCUCCCUCAACCAUAAAUCCCACAUCGGCUUUUAGUUCUUUUGCGGCGUAUGCCUUCAACAAUUCGGGCAGUACUAGCGGUUAUAAUCAUAAUUCUUUAACACUAAAUAACAAAAAUGUCUACGCCUCCUCCGUAUCUCAAUUUCUCAAUCAAAGUAUCUAUGAACCCAUAGAAGAUGAUAACUAUUCUCCACAUAUUUCCACAACAUUUCCUAAUGCCGAGACAAUUGCUUCUGCUUUCAAUUAUGACUAUUACCAGUCUCAAACUUGCAUGGAUCCCGAAACCUGCAAUUCCUUCGAAUCCAAUAACAUAUUGUAUCAGCAGGAGAAAAGUGUUGCCAAAAAUUUAGCCGAUGUCGCCGAAGCCCACGAACAGAGCAUGAAAUUAUUUCGAGAAUCCUUUGAUCUGGAUGCAGCCAGACAACCUUUAGAUACGGAAGCAAAGAAAAAACAUAAAAAAUCAAAACGUUAUAAUAAUCAUUAAAUAUAAAUGAUUGAAAACCAAACAACCGCAUACAAAAAGAAAUGUUGAGAAACAAAAUGUCGAUGUUGUGGUCCUCACAGUUUACAAUUUAGUUUAAAAAACGUCCUAUAAACUCUACUUAUUAUCUAUUUUAAAGAAAUGUAUAUUUUUAUUCUAAAAAAUAAAAAUCGUCUAUUAAGUUUA